GGUCGUUACAGUUGGUAUCAGAGCCCAGUGUUUUAGGUCCUGUAGACUGACUUAUGAUGUAAGUCAUUUUGUUUUGAUUUUUACCUCACCCUAUGGCUAUACGGUCCUUCGUCACUCGCCAGGUAUGCCUAAAGCUUUACAAAUAUUAAGAUUAUAAUGUUGCCUGAUUAGAUUAGACUUAGAGUGAGAAUAUUGAGCUCUAGUGGUGAAAAAUUUGUUGGUGAAUUUUAGGAAGAAUGCCGCCACGUAGAGGUGCACGCCGAGGAGGUGGCAGGGGAGGCAGAGGAGCCGGUCGUGGCCAACCGGCGGAGCAACCUGCCGCGCCGCCAGUCAACCCCGACGUACCAGUCAACCCUAAUGCACCGGUCACUCAGGCGGAUCUCGCCGCAAUGGAGCAGCGUUACCAGGCCAUGCUGCAAGCUGCUCUAGCGCCGUUCCUCGCUGCUCAGCAGAACCAGGCCGCCCCUGUUCAGGACCAGCCUGUAGUCCCUCCAGCCCCUGUUCAGGACCAGCCCGUCAUCCCUCCAGCCCCGGUGGAAGCUCAGCCGGUGCCAGUACAACUGUCAGCUGAGGCCAAGCACUUGAGGGAUUUUAGGAAGUACAACCCGAAGACUUUCGACGGAUCCUUGGACAACCCCUUUAGAGCCCAGCUGUGGUUGACAUCCAUAGAGACGAUCUUCAGGUACAUGAAGUGCCCAGAAGACCAGAAGGUGCAGUGUGCAGCUUUCUGUUUGGAGGAUAGGGGGACUGCCUGGUGGGAGACUGCUGAGAGGGCGUUGGGAGGAGAUGCCAGCAAGAUCACAUGGGAGCAAUUCAGGGAGAGCUUUUAUGCUAAGUUCUUCUCUGCCAACGUGAAGCACGCCAAGCUCCAAGAAUUCCUAAACUUGGAGCAAGGCAAACUGAGCGUGGAACAGUAUGAUGCCGAGUUCGACCUGUUGUCCCGUUUUGCCCCUGAUGUGGUAAGGGAUGAGGCCGCCAGGACUGAGAGAUUUGUUAAUGGCCUCAGGUUAGACCUCCAGGGUUUUGUACGAGCUCUUCGGCCAACCACUCAUGCGGAUGCUCUACGCAUAGCACUGGAUCUGAGCCUGCAUGAGAGAGCUGGUCAAUCUAAGGUUGUCGGCACAGGGUCAGCCUCGGGACAGAAGAGGAAGGCGGAGGCGCAGCCCGACGUAAUACCACAGCGGACUCCGAGGUCAGGAGGUGUCUUCCAGAGACACCGUCGGGAGCUGGCAGCAGCUGGGAGAACUUUGAGAGAGCUACCCACUUGUACUACCUGUGGGAAGGUCCAUGGAGGACAAUGUUUAGCUGGGAGUGGAGUCUGCUUCAGGUGCAGGCAGCCGGGGCACACUGCUGAUGCGUGUCCUCGGAAACCCUUAGAGACGACGCCACGUCAGCCUUCUGCUCCCCAGCAGGGGAGAGUCUUUGCCACGAACCGGCAGGAGGCCGAGCGAGCUAGUACGGUGGUGACAGGUAGAGGACGAGGUAAGGGCAAAGGCAAGCUGGCGAGCGACGUGAAGUGACCGUGGCGAGCCAUAGGGGUUUUCCUGCUUCCGCACAUGUUUUACUUUACAGUUAAAUUCAUGUUUCGGCUUUCUGCAUGUUUACUUUGGUUAUUUUUGUAGAUAGGGCCCGCUUAGGGAUUUUAAACUUAACUCGUAUUUCUACAUGUUACCUUAACUAUCUUUCAUAAAUACAUUUGCUAGAUUUCUUUGCA
Cucumis melo (muskmelon) is the source of this 1714-nucleotide messenger RNA. RefSeq lists its product as uncharacterized. NCBI's taxonomy places the organism in Eukaryota, Viridiplantae, Streptophyta, Magnoliopsida, Cucurbitales, Cucurbitaceae. The record is from RefSeq and is a predicted model, not a curated record. Gene Ontology annotation, molecular function: nucleic acid binding; zinc ion binding. Bases 237 to 1520 code for a protein of 427 amino acids. The transcript is spliced from 2 exons.